GGGUGUAUUCUUAUUCUGUUAUCUUGUUGCAAUGCCUGAUCCAGCUAAGUCCGCUCCCGCUCCGAAGAAGGGCUCCAAGAAGGCGGUGACCAAGGCGCAGAAGAAGGAUGGCAAGAAGCGUAAACGCAGCCGCAAAGAGAGCUACUCUGUUUACGUUUACAAGGUUCUAAAACAGGUCCACCCCGACACCGGCAUCUCCUCCAAAGCCAUGGGGAUCAUGAAUUCCUUUGUCAACGAUAUCUUCGAGCGCAUCGCCGGCGAGGCUUCCCGCCUGGCUCAUUACAACAAGCGUUCGACCAUCACCUCCAGGGAGAUCCAGACGGCCGUGCGUCUGCUGCUGCCUGGGGAACUGGCCAAGCACGCCGUGUCCGAGGGCACUAAGGCCGUCACCAAGUACACCAGCUCUAAGUAAAUGGACGCAUGUUCAAACCCAAAGGCUCUUUUCAGAGC
This is a messenger RNA of Nomascus leucogenys (northern white-cheeked gibbon), 450 nucleotides long. Its product is annotated as histone H2B type 1-H. NCBI's taxonomy places the organism in Eukaryota, Metazoa, Chordata, Mammalia, Primates, Hylobatidae. The record is from RefSeq and is a predicted model, not a curated record. Gene Ontology annotation, molecular function: DNA binding; structural constituent of chromatin; protein heterodimerization activity. Gene Ontology annotation, cellular component: nucleosome.